Messenger RNA from Budorcas taxicolor (takin), 3023 nucleotides. It is a transcript of the gene ZNF235, whose product is annotated as zinc finger protein 235. Gene Ontology annotation, molecular function: DNA-binding transcription factor activity; RNA polymerase II cis-regulatory region sequence-specific DNA binding. NCBI's taxonomy places the organism in Eukaryota, Metazoa, Chordata, Mammalia, Artiodactyla, Bovidae. The record is from RefSeq and is a predicted model, not a curated record. Gene Ontology annotation, biological process: regulation of transcription by RNA polymerase II.
UUGGGGCCGAGAUUGCUUCCCGGGAGUUUUGCCUUCCCAGAACUCGGCCUUUCCCCAGAAGGAAGAGGGAGAAAAAAAUGACCAAACUCCAGGAGGCAUUGACCUUCAAGGAUGUGGCUGUGACCUUCACCGAGGAGGAGCUGGGGCUGCUGGACUUGGCCCAGAGGAAGCUGUACCGAGACGUGAUGCUGGAGAACUUCCGGAACCUGCUGUCCGUGGGGCACCAGUCCUCCAAGCCAGACAUGAUAUCCCAGUUGGAGAGAGAGGAGAAGUUCUGGACGACAGAGAUCCAGCCCCAGAGAGGAGGGCAUUCAGGAGGCUGGAAUCACGAGAUGGGAACUGUUCAGGACACAGGAGUGAGGUGCCUUUCACGGGCAGAGCUUUCAUGCUGGCAAAUCAGGAGACACAUUGUGAGCAAAUCAACCAAAAGCCAAGACUCUGUGAUAAAUACUCAAGAGAUGAGUUCUCAGUCCCUCAAACAACAUAAUUCCCCUGCAGGAGUGCCCACUCAGGCUUCCAUGGAAGGCAGCUGUUUCGUGACUCUUAUAGAGGAUCAUUCUGAUAUUAUUGAAAAUCAAGAAUUUCCAGCUGGGAGAGCUCCGAAUUCCUGGAGUAAACUCUGUCUGAGCGAGACACAGAAUUACCAGAGGGGUUGUCAGCUGACUUCCAUGAAGAACAAGAUCUGUAUGUUUGCUCCAUGUGUUGACUUUUUCCCAUGUAUCUCCCCCCACCACGAUGACCACACGGUGCCCCAAAGAGAGAAGGCUCAGGGCAUCAGAGAGUGUGGUAAAGACCUCCUCAAGGCAUCACCACUAGCCCAGCGAAGCAUCCUUGAGGCUGGACCGAAAGCCUACCCGUGCAAUGAGGAUAAGAGAGGACUCAGUGACCGUGCCAGCCUGGAACUUCAUCAGCUGCUACACUUAGGCGGAAAGUCCCCGACCCACAGGACGCCCAAGAAGGACCCAGGUCACGGCUCAGCACGCCCCACUCCGCUGGGCGCCCUCCCGGGGACGAAGCGCUACUGGUGCCGGGAGUGCGGGAAGGGCUUCAGCCAGAGCUCCAACCUGCAGACCCACCAGCGAGUCCACACCGGGGAGAAGCCCUACUCGUGCCACGAGUGCGGGAAGAGCUUCAACCAGACAUCGCACCUGUACGCCCACCUGCCCAUUCACACCGGGGAGAAGCCGUACCGCUGCGAGAGCUGCGGCAAGGGCUUCAGCCGGAGCACCGACCUCAACAUCCACUGCAGGGUCCACACCGGCGAGAAGCCCUACAAGUGCGCGGCGUGCGGCAAGGGCUUCACGCAGAGGUCCCACCUGCAGGCCCACGAGAGGAUCCACACCGGCGAGAAGCCCUACAGGUGCGCGGACUGCGGCAAGCGCUUCAGCUGCAGCUCCAACCUUCACACACACCAGCGGGUGCACACGGAGGAGAAGCCCUACAAGUGCGAGGAGUGCGGCAAGCGCUUCAGCCUGAGCUUCAACCUGCACAGCCACCGGCGCGUGCACACGGGCGAGAAGCCCUACAAGUGCCAGGAGUGCGGCAAGGGCUUCAGCUCUGCCUCCAGCUUCCAGAGCCACCAGCGGGUGCACACGGGCGAGAAGCCCUUCCGCUGCAGCGAGUGCGGGAAGGGCUUCAGCCAGAGCUCCUACUUCCAGGCCCACCAGCGCGUGCACACCGGGGAGAAGCCCUACAAGUGCGAGGUGUGCGGCAAGCGCUUCAACUGGAGCCUGAACCUCCACAACCACCAGCGCGUGCACACGGGCGAGAAGCCCUACAAGUGCGAGGAGUGCGGCAAGGGCUUCAGCCAGGCCUCCAACCUCCAGGCCCACCAGAGCGUCCACACCGGGGAGAAGCCGUUCAAGUGCGCCGCGUGUCCGAAGCGGUUCAGCCAGGCCUCGCACCUGCAGGCGCAUCAGAGAGUCCACACUGGGGAGAAACCCUUUAAGUGUGGCACCUGCGGCAAGGCCUUCAGCCAGAGGUCGAACCUUCAAGUCCAUCAGAUAAUCCACACGGGCGAGAAGCCCUUCAAGUGCGAGGAGUGCGGGAAGGAGUUCAGCUGGAGCGCGGGGCUCAGCGCCCACCAGCGGGUGCACACGGGAGAGAAACCCUACACGUGCCAGCAGUGUGGCAAGGGCUUCAGCCAGGCCUCGCACUUCCACACGCACCAGAGGGUCCACACGGGGGAGAGGCCCUACAUAUGUGACAUAUGUUGCAAGGGCUUCAGCCAGAGGUCACAUCUUGUCUACCACCAGAGGGUCCAGCGGGAGGGAAUCUAUAGGGGUAGGGGGUGUGGAACUGACCUCAGUGAGAGCCCACCUCUUCAUCUCUGUUGGAAAAGUCCCGUCCCAGGGGUCACGGGUGGUUCCUGUGGGCCUCGGAAGCUCCGAGGCAUCUUCAUGGGAAAGAAGUUGUAGAAAAGGCAGUGUUUGCAAGUUUCAGCUGGGAGGUGACCUCUUUGUAGAGAAUGCAUUCUAUAAAUAAGGUCCGUGGUUACACCAGAGCCCUGAAUGCCCUCUCAAGAUGGGACACGAGAAGAAUCACUGCCCUUUUCCCAGGAGAGAAGGCUUAUACAUGAAGGUUUUAUGGGCAGGGCUUGAACUAACUGAAGUACAGUGCAGACAGUCAAUGCCAACUGCAGGGUGCCCUGCACUCAGGGCAGGUGUUCGUUGCCACUCCGUCUCUACCGUGUAGAACUGUGUGUGGCUUCUAAUAGGUCCCCGGCGAUUACUGAACCAAGUGGAGAAAAACCCUCUAAUCAGGACAAAUAUUUGAAAAUUCUAGUCCGUCCCCUCCCCUAAAUUUGUAACAACAUACUCAAGAGGAAUCCUGCAAGUCGCCUUAAUAAAAUUAAUUUCAGGAAACAUUCAUUGACACACAGAGAAUCACAUUAAUACUGCCACACACAACAGUACAGAUUUGGACAAGGCUUGUGAAUGGCCACCAGCCUCCCAUCCAGCUUCAGUCAUAUGUAUAGAAUUACCCACUGUGUGCAGUGUAAUAUUGAGUAUCAUUAGUUUGUA